GCAAGGUGUCAAAUCCGUAUUCACACAUACUUUUCAUUAGAGCUCACAAUAUCAUACAGUUAUCUGUUACAACAUGAAGGUGUGGAACGCUCUUCUGCUGCUGGUCAUAGUGUGGAUAUUCCCAAAUGAAGCAUUAAGGUGUCCUUUGGGCUUUAUACGCCACAAGCAUUCCUGUUACUGGUUCUCAAGUAUGAAAGGAUCCUUUGGAGAGGCAAAUGCUGUUUGUCGUUACCUGAAGAGUCACCUGGCAGAGAUAAAUAAUCGAGAUGAAGAUGAAUUCGUCAGAGGGCACAUCAUGCGCCAUGCGAAGUCACCUUAUUACCUCCUGGGUGGUAGCGACCUGCGGUUGGAGGGCCGGUUUACGUGGCAGGGUCAAGUAACUCCGAUGGUCUACCAGAACUGGAACCCUGGUCAGCCAUCCAACUAUGGUGGCCAAGAGAAUUGUAUGGGCAUAGACAAAACUAUGGGCUACAGAUGGAAUGAUUGGCCGUGUCAGGAUCAACACAACUUUGUCUGUGAAAUAUAGGUUGGGCUAUAUUUACGCGGUCAAAUGAAGGAUACAUGCCGAAAAUAUUCAUUGCUUGGUUUUAAGUAUUGUAUUUAACAAUUUAUAAAAAACAUGAUCAGCAUCAAA
Messenger RNA from Haliotis rubra (blacklip abalone), 634 nucleotides. Its product is annotated as perlucin-like. The coding region runs from base 74 to 526 and encodes 150 amino acids. The record is from RefSeq and is a predicted model, not a curated record. The transcript is spliced from 4 exons. NCBI's taxonomy places the organism in Eukaryota, Metazoa, Mollusca, Gastropoda, Lepetellida, Haliotidae.